This is a messenger RNA of Aspergillus glaucus CBS 516.65, 825 nucleotides long. RefSeq lists its product as uncharacterized. The transcript is spliced from 2 exons. Bases 1 to 825 code for a protein of 274 amino acids. Lineage: Eukaryota; Fungi; Ascomycota; Eurotiomycetes; Eurotiales; Aspergillaceae. The record is from RefSeq and is a predicted model, not a curated record.
AUGCCAUCUACAUCAAACCCCUACAUAAUCUUCACAAAAACCGCCAAACACCAAAUAAAACUGCUCUCCCAAAACCAAUGCUGGGCCUGCACCGGUACAUCCCCAGAUAUUUCCCUUGUGGUAGACUGGGACUAUCAAAACCUUAACCACCUCACCCAAAGAGGCCUCCUAAACUACAACCCUUAUUCUCCUGAUAAUGGAAUCGCGCUAUGCGGCACCUGCAAAGUAAACUUCAUCCCAAAUAACAACGACCCCGGCUGGAUCUUCACUCCCUCCGAUCUAGAAUACUUCAUCGAGUAUGAAGAAAAAGACUACCACUCCCGCACACAAGCAGCAAAACACGACAUCCUCGCACCCCGAACCUGCCCCUCAACAAACGACUACCGCGCUCACCAAACUUCCCAGGGCAUUAUCAACGAAAACGAAGUCGGCGGUUUGUAUCGAAAAAUUUGGCGGAGGGAUUUCCAGCCUAUGAUUUGUGAAAGUGUGGUUGAGGAAUUGGUUGUUUGGCAUGGGGCGCCGAUGGCGGCGGUUACGAGGGCUUUUGGGGUGUUUGGGUUGGAGAGUGAGAGGGUUCCUGGGGAUGUGCUGGAUGGGUUGAGGAGGUUGAAGGAGUUAUAUGCGAGGCCGGCGCCGAGUUUUCGCAGGAUAGGAGUGUAUAGGGGAUGGGAUCGGUGGAUGGUGGGAGUGGGGUUUGUUAAGGAUAUUGCUGCACUUGAGGGUAAUUGUGAUGAUUUAGAUUUUUUUGAGACUACGCAUUUUUUCUUUUUUAGCAAGGUUCAAUUGAAGCAUAUUAGAGAACGUAAUGGAACCUGGAAUUACUGA